AACGGCAAAACUCUGAUCCUCAGUUGAAACUAGAUUUUUAAGCAGCAGCGCGACGGCGACGACCAACUUAGAUAAAUAGACGAAGCAGCUGAGGGCAUAGUAAAAACAAUAGUAGCGCGAAAUCAACUAUCGCGAAGUUACAAGCCAACGCGAGGCCACGAAGCCGUUGAAGUGUACGAGUAAUAGAACAAGAACGAAAGAAGCUGAAGCGAAGUUUUUAAGGGAUUUUUAUUGCAAAAAUUGCAAUUAAACGUCGUAAAAGUAAACACAAGCAGUCAUUAAACGUGUUCCCGACUAUGAGGUCAAGCGGUUUGUUGGCGAUGCUGAUUUUGGCCAUCAUCGUUUGCUGCGCCACGGAAAUUGCUGCUGCUCCCUAUCAAGAGUUACCACCACGAGCUGGUCAUGUGCCAGUCUAUAUACGCGAAGGUGAUCAGCCACUAAGUGAAAUACAUCCUGGCUUAGCUGAGGCGUUCCAUGAAGCGGCAGCACUUACACAGAAGGUUGAGGAUAAAAUUGCUGAAACUCCAAAAGAUGAUGCAGAUAGUGAAUCUACGAAUGAGAAAUCCGCAGUGGUGAUUGAGUCAGAACCAACUGAGAGCGACAUAGCGUCAUUCGAUGUGAUCAAAGGCAUCGAUAGACAAAGUGAAACGGAUGUGAAAGAUGCUGAGGCAAAAGACGAAGUAGAGCAAAGCAAAAAUGCUGAUGAGAAAGAAGCAUGAACAUAUUAUGAGAACUUUGAAAGCAAUAUUGAUAGUUAAAUAAUAUUAUUUACUUUUUUUAUAUGAAUAUACAAUAUUUUAAAUAUUUA
Zeugodacus cucurbitae (melon fly) is the source of this 808-nucleotide messenger RNA. RefSeq lists its product as uncharacterized. The transcript has 3 exons. The record is from RefSeq and is a predicted model, not a curated record. Lineage: Eukaryota; Metazoa; Arthropoda; Insecta; Diptera; Tephritidae. The coding region runs from base 297 to 719 and encodes 140 amino acids.